Molecule: messenger RNA, 1794 nt
Organism: Suillus discolor
Lineage: Eukaryota; Fungi; Basidiomycota; Agaricomycetes; Boletales; Suillaceae
Product: cytochrome P450
Exons: 13
Coding region: 1-1794 (597 amino acids)
Molecular function (GO): oxidoreductase activity, acting on paired donors, with incorporation or reduction of molecular oxygen; iron ion binding; monooxygenase activity
Source: RefSeq, a predicted model, not a curated record
AUGACUCUCGCUCAACUUAUUGGAUACAGUGUGCUUACCUUUGCAGCAUGGAAGCUUGUUCGGAGACAUGCCUCCAGAAAGGCAAACGCCCUAGAUGUUGCAGGCCCAGAAAAGCAACAUUGGUGGAAAGGCAACAUGGAGUGGAUGUUUGUGGACGGUUUCCAACGCUGCUUAGACGUUGCUGCAGAAUUUGGUGGAGCUGUUAGGAUCCAUGCAUUAUUUGGAGAGGAAUGGCUAUAUGUGUCAGACCCACGCGCGCUCCAUCAUAUCCUUGUCAAGGAGCAGCAUACAUUUGAAGAAAAUGACAGCUUUUUGUCUUGCAAUAAGCUUAUCUUCGGCGACGGUCUUAUUUCGACACUAGGGGAACAGCACCGAAAGCAGCGCAAAAAGCUCAAUCCAGUGUUCUCCACUGUCAAUAUGCGGGAGCUCCUGCCCGUUAUUCAAACCAUCUCCCAUCAGCUAAAAUCUAUCCUCGUGUCAAAUCUUUCUUCCCGCAGUGAGGAUGAUCAUGCACGAUGCAGGGAGUCCGUAGAACUCGAUGCGUUACCCUGGCUCUCCCGCAGUUCUCUGGAUUGUAUUUGCGAGGGCGUGCUGGGCUACCAUUCAGCUGCACUAGAGACAGGAAAUGAGGACGAGUAUACAAAUGCUCUACGAAUGUUAGGUCCAUUCAUCGCUAAAACCCUGAUAUUUCGUCCUAUCAUUCCGAUAGUUAUGCGCAAUUGCUCUCUUUACUGGCGAAAAAAGAUAUUAGACUGGCUGACGAUAAGUUGGCUGCCGACGCAAAUUAUGAGGGAUCUCAGAGAGCUACGCCACAUAGUCGAAAUCAUGGACUCAGCCAGUAGAGCCAUCUUUCAAGAGAAGAAGGAUGCGCUGCAGCUGCAGCUACCCUCCCCUCCCCUAUCACGGGCCCACGACACGUUGGGAGGAACAGCGGGGAAAGAUAUGAUGUCUAUUAUGGUCAAGGCAAACGCCUCAUCUUCCGAGGUAGAUAGACUAAGUGAUACCGAGCUCUUGGGACAGAUGAACGUCAUGAUUUUUGCUGGUCUCGAGACGACGACGGCAGCAGUGGCUCGUGCACUGUACAUGCUUGCUAAGCACCCUCAUGUCCAGGAACAACUGAGGAUAGAAAUUUGUGGUGCUAUGGCUGCAUCUCAAGUUCCUGACCUUGACCAUUCGCACGCCAAAGAUGAAAGCGGAUCCGCCAGGCUGUCAUAUGAUGUAUUGAUGAAUCUUCCUUUACUAAAUGCAGUUGUUCGAGAGACAUUAAGGCUCUAUCCAUCGUUGCCUGUUCUCACUCGAAGAACUACAGAAUCAGCCUCAGUCCCAUUACAAUUCCCAGUUCGGUCUGCAUCUGGUGAAGAGAUCGAUGUAAUCCAUGUGGCUAAGAACCAGAGACUCGUCAUAUCCAUCCUUGCUGCGAAUCAUAAUCAAGCUGCCUGGGGUGAAGAUGCGUCAGAAUGGAAACCUGAUAGAUGGCUCAAAUCUUCUCAAGGGGUCUCACCUGGGGACAAGGACGGAGUGAAAUAUCCGGGUAUUUAUUCAUCUAUGAUGACCUUCCUCGCAGGCAAUCGCUCCUGCAUAGGCUUCAAAUUUGCCGAAAUGGAAAUAAAGGACGUGUUGGCCACUCUUCUGCCAGCCAUUCACUUUGCCCUGCCGUCAGAACCCGACCACAACGGAAAUGUGAAGGAGAUACACUGGAAAAUGACUGGUUUCCACAUACCGGUAGUGAAGGCACCUGCAGGAGAUGGCGAAACUCCUCACCUGCCUUUGAGCAUGCAGCUUGUCCGAGAAUGA